AUGAAAUUUGAAGUAUCUUUUUCUCAGCUUAAGUAUUCACUUACAGCUUGCCUUGACAUGUUGAGUGGCAUGUUUGUUUACAGUAAAAAUGUUGCAAGAAGUGACAAGUUCAAAACUGGAGUUGAACAAUUUGUUGAGAAUAAAGUACUAAACAAUUAUCAUAGUGAUAUCAUAUUUGGGCAACUCCCUGUCAUGGUGAAGUCAGACUUAUGUUGGCUGAAAGGGGUUGAGAAAGGGGAUUGUGAAUUUGAUCAUGGAGGUUAUUUUAUAAUCAACAGUGCUGAGAAGACCUUCAUUGCUCAGGAGCAAACGUGCCUGAAAAGAUUGUGGUUGUCCAAUGAUCCUCUGUGGACCAUUGCAUAUCGACCCGUUUCAAAAUGUAAAAGAGUUUAUAUGAAAUUAGUUCCAAAAGUGGAGCAGUUCAUGGGAGGAGAAAAGUUCAUGACAGUGUACUUCUCGGUGAUAGAAAUUCCCAUUUGGAUUCUGUUCUUUGCCCUGGGUACUCAAAAUGACCGAGAGAUAGUAAAUUUGAUUGGUUUAGGCACUGAGGAUUGUGCUAUCAUAAAUGUACUGCUCGCAUCAAUACAUGAUGCUGACAAACAGUGCGAGGGGUUUCGCAAGGGGGACAAGGCGGUCCGUCAUGUUGAGAAACUCGUAAAAAGUUGCCAAUUCCCACCUAAAGAAUCAAUUGAAGAAUGCAUCAGCAACUACCUGUUCCCCAAUCUUAAAAGCUUUCAGCAAAAGGCUCGUUUUCUAGCCUAUAUGGUGAAAUGUCUCUUGGAAGUCUAUACAGGCCACAGAAAAGCUGAUAAUAGAGAUGAUUUCAGGAACAAGAGGUUGGAGUUAUCUGGUGAAUUGCUUGAGAGAGAGCUGAGAGUUCACAUUAAACAUGCUGAGAGGCGCAUGGUCAGGGCUAUGCAAAGAAAUCUUUACGGAGAUCGGGAUGUACAAUCAAUUGAACACUACAUGGAUGCCUCAAUCAUAACCAACGGUCUGUCUAGAGCGUUUUCAACUGGAGCAUGGUCACAUCCUUUCAAGAGGAUGGAGAGGAUCUCUGGCGUGGUGGCAACACUGAGGCGAACAAAUCCACUGCAAACAAUAGCGGAUAUGAGGAAAACUCGUCAGCAGGUUUCAUACACAGUGAGGGUUGGAGAUUCUAGAUACCCGUAA
Molecule: messenger RNA, 1170 nt
Organism: Fraxinus pennsylvanica
Lineage: Eukaryota; Viridiplantae; Streptophyta; Magnoliopsida; Lamiales; Oleaceae
Source: the annotation of a GenBank genome assembly